UCCCAAAAUGGCGGUAUAAGACACGGGGGUGCGCCUGGCAACAUCAAUCGGCAACACGUAACCUUACGUGCCCGUAUACCCGUACUGCAGACGUGAGUUUUCCGGCUCCCAUCAUGGCGUCCGCCCGUGUGUUUGUGGCCGUGUUUGUUCUGCUGAUGUUGGGCGGACGGACAGGGUCUGUCCAUGACGGGCCGCUCCUGCUGCUGGUCUCGUUUGACGGGUUCCGGUACGACUACCUGGACAGGAGUCCGGACAGGGUGCAGCUGCCCAACUUCAAGUAUCUCGUCCAAACAGGUGUUCGUGCAAAAUGGGUCCACAACAGCUUCAUCACCAAAACAUUCCCCAACCAUUUCACCAUCGCGACGGGCAUGUUUGAAGAAAACCAUGGGAUCGUCGCCAACACUAUGUACGACCCCGAACUGCGCGAAAUGUUCCAUCUCAACACCACCGAUCCAAAAUGGUGGGACGUCGGCGGCCAGCCCAUCUGGAUAACCAAUCAGAACCACCCUGGCGGUAAGAGCGGGGUUCUAAACUGGCCCGGCAUGGAAGUCAAGUUCAACAACACCCUACCAUUCAGACACCUUCCUAUCUACAACAAAACCAUGCCCUACCACGAAAGAAUAGACACUGUGAUCGGUUGGUUCAAAGACUCGGAAAGUCCCAUCAACAUGGGCGUCCUCUACUUUGAAGAACCGGAUCAUACCGGUCACUUGUCUGGCCCAGAGUCCAAGGAGAUGGACGAGACAUUAGACAUGGUGGACAAGACCGUAGGGUACCUCAUCGAUGGGUUGAAGGCAGCAGGACUGUUUGAGAGAGUGAACUUGAUCAUCACGAGUGACCAUGGUAUGACAGAGGUGUCCCAGGACAGAGUGAUUGAGCUGGACCGUUACCUGGACCCCAGUACUUACCUGUGGGUGGAUAAAACACCUGUGACGGCCAUCUGGCCACAUGACGAAGUGACCAGGGAACACAUCUACACAGCGCUGCACAAUGCUCAUCCGAAGAUGCACGUGUACUACAAGGAGGACAUCCCAGCCCAGUACCACUACAGACACAACCGGAGGAUCAUGCCUGUCAUCGCAGUGGCAGAUCCUGGAUGGACAAUUGCACAGAACCAUACGUCUAGCAGGGAGUGGAACUUGUACAAAGGUAACCAUGGUUACAACAACAGCUACCUUCCCAUGAACCCCCUCUUCGUGGCCCACGGACCAGCCUUCCGCACCAACCUCCUGUCUGAACCCUUCAACAACGUGGACAUCUACCCGCUCAUGUGUCACAUCCUGGGUCUGGACCCACAUCAGAACAACGGCAGUUUCGACAACGUGGCCCACCUGGUGAAGAAACCUACCAGUUGGGGGCCGCCACCCUCCACACCAGAAAUCAUAGGGGUUGCCAUUGGUCUCCUGCUAGUGUUGGGUGGCUGUAUAAUUGGCUGUGGGAUCUACAUGCAGAGAUUAGAGAGGAGUGAGUCCAUUAAACAGGCCCACUACACCAACCUAGGCAAGGCCCACUCAGAGGAGGACGGUGACCUGGCUGACAAGGAACCUUUACUAGAGGCUGAGGGGGAUGUGUAGGGAACUUAAAAUAUGUAGUCAGUAUGUCGGUAGAAUGUACUGCACCUGCGCGAAACCCGUAAUGUAUUGUGCAUAGCACUUUGGCAGAAUGGCUCCUGUAAGGUCGUAUUUGCAAGGUUAAUACUUCUUUAGACUCUGUA
Messenger RNA from Branchiostoma belcheri (Belcher's lancelet), 1714 nucleotides. RefSeq names its product ectonucleotide pyrophosphatase/phosphodiesterase family member 5-like. The record is from RefSeq and is a predicted model, not a curated record. The transcript has 6 exons. Lineage: Eukaryota; Metazoa; Chordata; Leptocardii; Amphioxiformes; Branchiostomatidae. Bases 114 to 1574 code for a protein of 486 amino acids.